AUGCCUUCGCGAGGCACGUCCAGUCCCGUUGGAAUCCCGUCGACGCCCUUCGCUAGGCUGUGGAUGACAUCCCAUGCUCCUGAAUAUGUUGGGUUCCUUCUACUCAUUCUCGGCUAUCUAUGCCUGGUCAUUUUCGUGACGCCAUUUCAUCGCAUGUUUAGUGUUGAUGACCUUCAAAUCUCGUUUCCGCACGCAGAACAUGAGCGCGUACCCGUUGUUAUGAACAUUGUAUACGCCUUCUUCAUCCCACUUGGGGUGCUUAUCGUGUACAACUUCAUCAUGCGGUCGCCUGCCGCAAAGCACGAAGUCACCUAUCUCUCUUUUGUGAUUUCAGUAGCAUUGACUCUUUUCCUGACAGACGUCAUCAAGAAUGCAGUCGGUCGGCCGCGACCUGACCUCUUGGAUCGAUGCCACCCCAAGGCUGGAAUCAAGCCUCACACGCUAGUCACUAUUGACGUUUGCACCACUGCUGAUGGACACAAGCUACAAGAUGGUUGGCGAUCAUUUCCUUCUGGACAUUCAUCCUUUUCUUUUUCGGGCCUCGGUUUUGUGAGCCUGUAUUUUGCUGGCCAGUUUCAGAUCUUCAGGACUGCCACAGGCGGACGCGAUCUGAGUCGUGCGCUCUUCUGUCUGACGCCGCUUAUCGGAGCGGCUCUCAUUGCCAUUUCUCGUUGCGAGGACUAUCGCCACGACGUGUAUGAUGUCUGUGUCGGGUCAAUCCUUGGCUUUAGUGUUGCGUACUGGAGCUACCGCAGGCACUGGCCUCCACUGACCAGCCCUCUUUGCGCGCAGCCAUACCCAGCGCCUGGCACUGACAAUCAAGCGUGGCAACGCAUCCGUGAUGAGGAGGCAGGAUCCGAGGACGCUGGCUAUGAAAUGGGCCAAUUGAGGGCCAAUAGCCGGAGCUAG
This is a messenger RNA of Akanthomyces muscarius, 909 nucleotides long. RefSeq lists its product as uncharacterized. NCBI's taxonomy places the organism in Eukaryota, Fungi, Ascomycota, Sordariomycetes, Hypocreales, Cordycipitaceae. The record is from RefSeq and is a predicted model, not a curated record. The transcript has 4 exons. Gene Ontology annotation, molecular function: phosphatidate phosphatase activity. The coding region runs from base 1 to 909 and encodes 302 amino acids. Gene Ontology annotation, biological process: phospholipid metabolic process.